Molecule: messenger RNA, 3257 nt
Organism: Hippocampus zosterae (dwarf seahorse)
Lineage: Eukaryota; Metazoa; Chordata; Actinopteri; Syngnathiformes; Syngnathidae
Product: serine/threonine-protein phosphatase 2A 55 kDa regulatory subunit B gamma isoform
Exons: 11
Coding region: 609-1970 (453 amino acids)
Biological process (GO): peptidyl-serine dephosphorylation
Cellular component (GO): protein phosphatase type 2A complex; cytosol
Molecular function (GO): protein phosphatase regulator activity; protein binding
Source: RefSeq, a predicted model, not a curated record
UGCCUCCCUCUCCACCUUUUUCACUCUGCCUUUUGCAUACCAGAGUGCAGACUGCAGCAGGACCAACGGGCUUUCCUCAUUCUUGAAGAGCAGGAGAAUCAAGGGACCGUUAUCAGCCAAAAGGAAAGGAGUGAUAUUCUCUUCUGAAGGCUCUUCCAAGAGUUUGCAGGUUCUACGGCAGAGACGUGCAGGUUUAUAUCUGGCCCCCGCUUGGCUGUGUUCGGACCCUCGGGACAGGCCCACUUGCACACCGGCUUGCCUGCCCCCAUCCCCCCUCCAUCCUCAUCAGCUGUAGGAUGUCUGCGGCUCUCUGCUAACGAGGCGUCGGCGAGCAGCAGUAAUGGGCGCUGCGCUGGCCGGAUUCCCCACCACCCCCUCCAAUACCACUCUGCCACCCUCAGCACCACCACCUCCACCACGCUGCCCCCCCAGGACGGGCGCUCCCCUCAGCCCCGCUGAUGGGCGAAGACACUGACGCCACCCUUACGCUCAACCACCGCGGCUUCCUCCCCGACCACAACUAUGUGACUGAAGGGCUGCUCCUGGCUAUAGCCUGAAGAGCUCCGCCCAUCCGUCCACCCCUCUCCACCCAGGAGUCUUCCCCCAGGAUGUUGAGCCCAAUCCAGGUGCUGUGCUCCGACAUCACUACCCUUUCUCUGGAGCCUGAGCCGUUUGCCUCUUACACUGAAGCCGACAUCAUCUCCACUGUUGAGUUCAACCACACAGGAGAGCUGCUCGCUACUGGGGACAAGGGAGGCAGAGUGGUCAUCUUUCAGCGAGAACCUGAGAGCAAAACCGAGCUGUUCUCCCAGGGAGAGUACAACGUCUACAGCACUUUCCAGAGCCAUGAGCCAGAAUUUGACUACCUAAAGAGUCUGGAGAUCGAGGAGAAAAUCAAUAAAAUCCGAUGGCUGCCUCAGCAGAACGCGGCGCACUUCCUCCUCUCCACCAAUGAUAAAACCAUUAAGCUGUGGAAGGUGAGUGAACGAGACAAACGGCCGGAGGGAUACAACCUGAAAGAUGAGGAGGGUCGGAUCAAGGACAUUUCCACUGUAACCUCCCUACAGGUGCCUGUUUUGAAGCCCAUUGACUUAAUGGUGGAGGCGAGCCCGCGGCGGGUGUUUGCCAACGCCCACACCUAUCACGUCAACUCCAUCUCGGUCAACUCGGACCACGAGACCUACAUGUCCGCCGAUGACCUGAGGAUAAACCUCUGGCAUCUGGACAUCACCAACCGCAGCUUCAACAUUGUGGAUAUUAAGCCAGCCAACAUGGAGGAUCUGACAGAGGUGAUCACAGCGGCAGAGUUUCACCCCCACCACUGUAACCUGUUUGUGUACAGCAGCAGCAAAGGCACCAUGCGCCUCUGUGACAUGAGGGAGGCGGCGCUGUGCGACCGACACUCCAAAUUGUUUGAGGAGCCGGAGGACCCCAGCGCUCGCUCCUUCUUCUCCGAAAUCAUCUCCUCUGUGUCUGACGUCAAGUUUAGCCACAGCGGGCGCUACCUGCUCACCAGAGACUACCUGACUGCCAAAGUAUGGGACCUUAACAUGGAGAGCAAGCCGCUGGAGACCUACCAGGUUCACGAUUACCUCCGCAACAAGUUGUGCUCCCUUUAUGAAAACGACUGCAUCUUCGACAAGUUCGAGUGCGCCUGGAACGGCUCAGACAGCAUGAUCAUGACAGGAGCCUACAACAACUUCUUUCGCAUGUUUGACCGCAACACCAAGCGUGAUGUGACCUUAGAAGCGUCCCGGGAGAGCAGCAAACCCCGAGCCGUGCUCAAGCCGCGCAGGGUUUGUGCCGCCGGGGGCAAGCGGCGCAAGGACGACAUCAGCGUGGACAGCCUGGACUUCACCAAGAAGAUCCUGCACACGGCGUGGCACCCAACGGAGAAUAUCAUCGCCAUCGCUGCCACCAACAACUUGUACAUUUUCCAGGACAAACUCAACUCGGAGAUGCAUUCGUAAGCGCCAGUCGAGAUGCACCAAUGUCAGAAUGUACGCAAUCAAACGCUCACAGGACAAAGCCUCAAGUGACCGGAUGAGCAUCCUACGUCACAUACAAACACGCUCACCUCUUCAUCAACCUCGGACAAGUGGAAGGACCUUAAAUCAGGUUAUGAUGGGAUUAUGGAGUCUCUUUGGAAUAGCAACCUCAGACUGGAAAGAUGUUUACAUGUUGUUCUUGUUUUUCACUGCACCCUUGUGUAUUUUUAGCCAUGGACAUACUGUAAUCCAAUUCAAACCUGUUGAGUGAUGAUAAAUGGGGCAUUGAUGUUUCCGGUCAUAUGUUUGAUUUAAUAUCCUCCAUUUAUGUUUCUGUCCGUUCUCUGUAACGUAUGACAAUGACAUGACGAUGGUUAUAAUACGUCCCUCAUAAUCCAAGAUCUCUCCGGUUCAGGAGAGUCUCACAUGGCUUCAGAGGGAAGCAGAAGUGCGGUUUCACGUGUGGAUGCACACAAUUAUCUCCUCCACAUGUUUGCAAAUCUCACAGGUUCUGCUUUUGGUCUGUGGCUGCAUUUUGCUCUCCUUUAAUACAAACAAACCCCCAAAAAAUCCUUUUAAAAUCAUCAACUAAGCAAAAAUAUGCUGCAUGUCACAAGAUAUAGCCUACUAUAGACUGACUGACUGACUUGGCUGCCUUCUUAACCACUUAGACCCAGCUGUACAAAAAUGCUCACAGCACGAAGAAACCAUUGUUGACCGAACUCUCUUUACCUUUGCGUCUGUGGAUGCAUGUUUACUGAUGUUCGGUUCAUUACUCUUACAUCUUACCAGUUGGAAUGAAGCUGUACGGGAUCCAUCCGGUGUAAAGGCGAUCCAAUACAAAUGUUUGGGGUUAUUGUUCUACUCUAAAAGAAAAAAAAGGGCCUAAAUGGUUGGUGCCUGUAUCAACCUUCGCUUUGGACACGUAUGAGAAUUUUGUUUCAAAUCCAUCAAGUGACUGUGGACUCAAUGAUUUACAAGAUGAUUGUCUCCAAAGCGACAGCAGAGAGAUGCUCCGUUUAUCUCUUCAGCCAUCCUUACUGAUUACUUUGCUAAUGUCAAGAAUUGUUUAUUUUUGGAGAACAAUUUAUUCUUUUAUUUCACUUUUUAAAUAAUAAAAACAAAUCCACUUUUCUCCAUGUGCUGACCAAACUAAAGUCAAAUAUUGCAUAUUUUUGUGCUCAUGUAAGUUGAUGACAAACCUGUCACACACAGGCAGGAAUGAAAAAUUCUGGGAAGGUUUUGGGAAUAAAGAUUUCGACAAUUGCA